CGCCAUAUUCAUUCCCGCCCGCGGACCGCGGCGCAGCCAGCAUGAGUACCGCUGCUUUCCACAUCUCCAGCCUGCUGGAGAAGAUGACGUCCAGCGACAAGGACUUCAGGUUCAUGGCUACCAGCGACCUGAUGGCAGAGCUGCAGAAAGACUCCAUCCAGCUGGAUGAGGACAGCGAGCGCAAGGUGGUGAGGACGCUGCUGCGGCUCCUGGAGGACAGGAGCGGGGAGGUGCAGAACCUGGCCGUCAAGUGCCUGGGUCCCCUGGUGGGCAAAGUGAAGGAGUACCAAGUGGAGACCAUUGUGGACACCCUCUGUGCCAACAUGCGGUCAGACAAAGAGCAGCUCCGGGACAUCGCUGGCAUUGGCCUGAAGACCAUCCUCUCAGAGCUGCCUCCUGCUGCCACAGGCUCAGGGCUGGCUAUCAACGUGUGCCGCAAGAUCACAGGCCAGCUCACCAGUGCCAUCGCCCAGCAGGAGGACGUGGCUGUGCAGCUGGAAGCCCUGGACAUCCUCUCCGACAUGCUGAGCAGGCUGGGCGCCCCCCUGGGCGCCUUCCAUGCAAGUCUGAUGCAUUGUCUGCUGCCCCAGCUGAGCAGUCCACGCCUGGCGGUUCGCAAGCGCACCGUUGUGGCACUGGGUCACCUGGCAGCCUCCUGCAGCACCGAUCUCUUCGUGGAGCUCGCCGACCACCUGGUGGACCGUCUGCCUGGCCCCCGCGCCCCCGCCAGCCCUGCAGCCAUCCGUACCCUGAUCCAGUGUUUGGGCAGCGUGGGCCGCCAGGCCGGCCAUCGCCUGGGGGCCCACCUGGCUCGCCUGGUGCCCUUGGUGGAGGAGUUCUGCAACCUGGAUGACGAUGAGCUGAGAGAGUCCUGCCUGCAGGCCUUCGAGGCCUUCCUGAGGAAGUGCCCCAAGGAGAUGGACCCUCACGUACCCAAUGUGACCAACCUCUGCCUCCGGUACAUGAAGCACGACCCCAACUACAAUCAUGACAGCGAUGAGGACGAAGAGCAGAUGGAGACCGAGGACAGUGAAUGCAGUGAGCAAGAGAGUGAGGACGAGUACAGUGAUGACGACGACAUGAGCUGGAAGGUGCGCCGAGCAGCAGCCAAGUGCAUGGCCGCCCUGAUCAGCUCUCGGCCGGACCUCUUGCCCGACUUCCACUGUACUCUGGCACCAGCACUCAUCCGCCGCUUCAAGGAACGGGAGGAGAACGUCAAGGCAGACAUCUUCGGGGCUUACAUCAAGUUGCUGCGACAUACACGGCCCCCAAAGGGAUGGCUAGAGGCCGUGGAGGAGCCCACCCAGACAGGCAGCAACCUCAACAUGCUGCGGGCACAGGUACCCCUAGUGAUAAAGGCCCUGCAGCGGCAACUUAAGGAUCGGAAUGUUCGGACCCGCCAGGGCUGCUUCUACCUCCUCACCGAGCUGGCAGGCGUCCUCCCUGGCAGCCUGGCAGAGCACAUGCCAGUGCUGGUUUCAGGCAUCGUCUUUUCGCUGGCUGACCACUCCAGCUCCUCCACCAUUCGGAUGGAUGCCCUGGCCUUCCUACAGGGGCUUCUGGGUACGGAGCCAGCUGAGGCCUUCCACCCACACCUGCCCACCCUCCUACCACCUGUGAUGUCCUGCGUGGCUGACCCUUUCUACAAGGUGGCAGCUGAGGCCUUACUGGUGCUCCAGGAGUUGGUGCGGACCCUGUGGCCACUGGAUAGCCCUCGGCUGCUGGACCCCGAGCCAUACGUUGGAGAGAUGUCCACAGCUACCCUGGCACGACUCCGUGCUACUGACCUAGACCAGGAGGUGAAGGAACGGGCCAUCUCUUGUGUGGGCCACCUUGUGGGUCACCUUGGUGACCGGCUUGGGGAUGACCUAGAGCCCACGCUUAUGCUUCUCUUGGACCGCCUACGGAAUGAGAUCACCCGGUUGCCAGCUGUCAAGGCGCUGACCCUGGUGGCUGUGUCCCCAUUGCGACUUGACCUGCAGCCCAUCCUGGCCGAGGCACUGCCUAUCCUGGCUUCAUUUCUGCGCAAAAAUCAGCGGGCACUGCGGCUGGCCACGCUGGCUGCCCUGGAUGCUCUGGCUCAGAGUCAAGGCCUCGGCCUGCCUCCGCCUGCUGUGCGGGCUGUGCUGGCUGAGCUGCCGGCUCUGGUCAGCGAGAACGAUAUGCAUGUGGCCCAGCUGGCCGUCGACUUCCUCGCCACUGUGACCCAGGCCCAGCCCUCCUCUCUGGUGGAAGUCAGCGGACCUGUUCUGGAGGAGCUAAUGCAGUUGCUGCACUCACCCUUGCUGCCUGCUGGGGUGCUGGCAGCCACUGAAGGCUUCCUACAGGCGCUGGUGGGCACCCGCCCUCCGUGUGUGGAGUAUGCUGAGCUCAUUAGCCUGCUCACUGCACCCGUUUAUAACCAGGCUGAGGAUGGAGGACCCGGCCUGCACAAACAGGUGUUCCACUCCCUGGCCCGGUGUGUGGCUGCCCUCUCAGCUGCCUGCCCCCAGGAGGCGGCGGGCACUGCCAGCCGCCUGGUCUGUGAUGCCAGGUCGCCCCACUCAAGCACUGGGGUCAAAGUCUUGGCAUUCCUGUCACUGGCUGAGGUGGGCCAGGUGGCUGGGCCAGGCCCCCAGAGAGAGCUGAAGACCGUGCUUCUGGAAGCCUUGGGAUCUCCCAGUGAGGACGUGAGGGCUGCAGCCGCGUAUGCCCUGGGCCGUGUGGGUGCUGGCAACCUGCCUGACUUUCUGCCCUUCCUGCUGGCACAGAUUGAGGCCGAGCCCCGGCGACAGUACCUGCUGUUGCAUUCACUCAGGGAGGCCCUGGGGGCCGCCCAGCCUGACAACCUGAAGCCCUAUGUUGAGGAUGUCUGGGCACUGCUCUUUCAGCGCUGUGAGAACCCCGAGGAAGGCACUCGGUGUGUGGUGGCUGAGUGCAUCGGGAAGCUAGUGUUUGUGAACCCUCCCUUCCUCCUGCCUCGAUUCCGGAAACAGCUUGCUGCAGGUAAGCCAUACACCCGGAGCACGGUCAUCACUGCAGUCAAGUUCCUCAUCUCAGACCAGCCACACCCCAUUGACCCCCUCCUGAAGAGCUACAUUGGUAUGUGUCCCCCAGUCCCUGUCUUGGCUGAAGCUAGUACCCUUCCCCCAGGUCUGGAGUUUGGUAGGAUGUCUCACAAAUGAGCCAAGGGUGGCAGACUCCAAAGCAACUCUGUGAUGGGCAGCAGGGCACACUCUUGAGUGAGGAUCUGCCUUCAGGCCUUUUGUCUGCACCAAGGCUCUGGUAGGCCUAGCAUGCCCCUUCUUACAGAUGAACCUUGCUUCCCCUCUGUCAAAUGGGUAUGAGAAGUUUCUGGAACAGGUUUUCUUGGAAACAGCUUGCUGGGGUGGGAAGUGCUGUAAAUGCACAGGCUCUGAGGAUGAAAAAUAAGUCUGAGCUGGUGAGCCCCACGUGAACAAGUCUGAGGAUGCCUGAGCGGGAGGAGCCUUGGUGGGGUAGGCCAGGCCUUCCCUCGGAACCUCCUGCAGAACCAGACUUCUUGCCUUCGAAGCACAGCACCUGCAUCUUCUCAGGGGCCACAGCAGACUCAGCCCUCCUCACCCAGUAGGCAGCCCCAUGGAAUGUAGAGGGAGCCUUGGCUGUAAAGGCGGACUUGUGCGGGCAGGCCAUUUCCAUCUCAGCUAUCAAAUAGGGUGCUGACCCACAUGCCAGGGCGCUGGGCAGACCAGAGGGCCAGUGGCAUGACCACUUUUGAGUAGAGACUGUAUCCUUGUCUCAGUCACCUCAUGGCCUGACCUGGAUGGCCGCACCAGAUUUCCAGCCU
Peromyscus maniculatus bairdii (prairie deer mouse) is the source of this 3805-nucleotide messenger RNA. Lineage: Eukaryota; Metazoa; Chordata; Mammalia; Rodentia; Cricetidae. The record is from RefSeq and is a predicted model, not a curated record.